AUGGUUGCAGCUGUGCAGAAAAGUGAAGAAUCAGCCAACGAUCAACGUGGACUUCCCAAUGCCAAAAUUCUAGAUGCACAUUCUUCGAAAAAGUCUGUUGGAAAAUCUCGUAAGGCUCGUGUACAAAGGCAAAUGAAAUUCCAACAGGAGCAGCCACACAGUUCGCAAUUUCAGUCAAUGGUUUCAAACUAUCUCGGUCGCAACGGCAAAGCUUCUGGUACAAAUCGGGCAGCGGAAUCUCGGACGGACAAUGUUGUUGCUGCAAAUUCUAGGCAUGCGAAUGGGGACGUCAGAACAAUUUUGUUGUCUAAAAGGCAUUCAACUGCCACUAAGCCCAAUAAUUCUUCUAAUUUGAAGGAAUUAAGCUUAUUUGAUGAAGUUUUGCAUGUGUAUUCACCUUCUCAGCGCCCUCGAAAAGGUAGUUUCAUGGACUUUACAUUGGUUCUACCUAAUAAGCAAAGUCAUGAAAUUACUAGUGAUUCGAAUAAGGUGAAGGGUAGUGGGAGGCAAUCUCAAACAAUGCGUGUCGAUAGCCGUAUGGAAACUGUUUCGAAUCCACAAGCCAAUUUUAUUCCAAGCUCGCAAACUGUCAGACUCAGUCGGAUUCAGCUCCUAAAGGACUACGAUGAACUUCCAUCUCAACGCGUACUGCACUAUCAGGGAGCAAGGGACCGAAAGAUCAGACAUUUGCAGGUGGGACGCAGUGUGACCACUUACACACAAACAAAUAACGACAGCUUUCGGGAGAUACAAAGUAGUCACAAGAAUAGGCAGUUGAGAGGAGGAGCGGAUGAUCAAUCCGCCACACUGACUCGUCGCACGUACAAACGCAAUAACUCGGUGGGGCGUGUAAAUGCUGAACGAACUAACGAUCGAAUGGUCAAUGGACUUUAUACGGACAAUCGAAAAAGUCUCACCGUAUUAUCACAGAAGAAUAGAAAAAGCUCCAUGGAUAAUGCUGGCCUUCGGAGAAGUCAGACUGGUUUUGGACAAACCAUCGGAAGAGGUUUCAGAACGAACAACGAUCAAAGUGUCGCUCGACUUUCAGUAAGUAUAGUGGACUCUCCCCCACCGGUGGCAGAACGAUCCAAGCAAUACCGAUCUCAUAUGGCAUUUCAGCUGCCUAAUCGUGUUAACAUUCCUCCAAGACAGCGACUCCAGCGUAGCUAUCGAAGCAUUUACGAUCGAGUCAUUGCCUCUGAGCAUCAAGCCUCCCCUACUCUACAGAGUAGAUACGAAACUCCUUCUACUUGGAGCCAGUUGGAACAACUCCAGGCUGACCAUAGGUACGGUUUUACAAACACACCACUAGCACAAAGUCGUCCAACCAACACGAUUCGGACGCUGCAGCCACAGAUUUUGGUUAGACGUGCAGCAGUUCAAUCGUCUCUGAAUGAUUCACCGAAAGUAAAGACGUCUCCAGCCGAAACAUUUCCACAAAAGCAGACAAGAAAUAGGGUGGCAGAAUCGAAGUCAUUGAAUCACCUAAAGACUUUGGUAAAUUCGAACGGGUUUAGGGAGCAUCCAGCUUUUACACUUCCCAAAGGGCCUGUUCGUCAGAAUAAACCUUCUGUUCCAGUUGCCAAUUGCUCAUUUACUCAAUUGAAGAAUCUACUGGCUAGGGAAGUAGACCCUGGGGACCCUCGAUCGCUAUUGAAAGAGCUCGGGACGAUUGGUGAGGGCAGCACCAGUGUGGUGAAGUUGGCCCUCCAAUUGCCAGACAACACUCUUGUGGCUAUCAAGAAAAUGAAUAUCGCCAGCCAACAGCGACCUGAACUCCUUAUUAAUGAGGCGGUGCUCAUGCGCACUUUUUCUCACCCCAAUAUUGUGAAAAUGUUUUCCUGCUACUUGGUUAAUGACGACUUUUGGGUGGUUAUGGAAUUCAUGGAUUGUGGAGCUCUUACAUCCAUUCUCUCACAUACUCGGUUAUCGAAAGUUACUUUCACACUCACUGUCCUUGACUCCGUGUCAAAGCGGUUUUUUAAAGUAGUGAAAAUUGAAAAGUGUGCCUAUAGUUACGAUACAACUUAUUUUUACAGACUGAGCGAAAAUCAAAUAGCAACCCUGAGUAUCCCCAUUCUUUCCGCGUUGGCCUUUCUUCACAGCAAUGGCAUCAUUCACCGAGACGUCAAAUCGGACUCCAUUUUACUUGCUUCUGAUUUUAAAGUAAAACUAUCUGAUUUUGGAUUUUGCGCCACAUGUCCACGUCGACGGAGUUUAGUUGGAACGCCUUAUUGGAUGGCACCUGAGGUGAUAGCUCGAGCUCCCUACAGCACAGCAGUCGAUAUUUGGUCCUUUGGUGUGCUGAUUAUCGAAAUGGUCGAUGGAGAACCAAGUCUUUUUAACGAAACGCCCUCUGUUGCUAUGCAUCUCAUCCGAGAAAGUUAUACGCCUCACCUCAAACACCCAGAGAACCAAUCUGUUGACCUUCGCGAUUUCCUUAAUGCUGCUCUGACACGGAACGAUGCUAAAAGAGCGACUGGGGCACAGCUACUGCGACAUCCUUUCCUCAACGUCGCCGGACCUUCAACUUGUCUACGGCCGCUUUUCAAGACGGUACUGGGACGAAAAUGA
Molecule: messenger RNA, 2574 nt
Organism: Echinococcus granulosus
Lineage: Eukaryota; Metazoa; Platyhelminthes; Cestoda; Cyclophyllidea; Taeniidae
Product: Serine/threonine-protein kinase PAK 4
Exons: 17
Coding region: 1-2574 (857 amino acids)
Biological process (GO): protein phosphorylation; regulation of MAPK cascade; intracellular signal transduction
Cellular component (GO): cytoplasm
Molecular function (GO): protein serine/threonine kinase activity; ATP binding
Source: RefSeq, a predicted model, not a curated record